GAUUAGAAGCUUUCCCUUGAUUCUCAGUGGAGGAAAACCAGCAGGUCUACUGGCUCUUGUUAAGUUAGUCAGUCAGUGACUGUUAAAUCAGUUUUAGUGCUGAUAUCUUACACUCAAUCUCAUGUAUGAAUUUAACAAAUAACUAUUACUUCUUUUUGUAGUUGUUGUUUGAGCUAAUUUACUUGAAGAUGAGUAAAGUUAGUGAAAUGAUUCAGGAAAACAGUGUUUGUAUGCAGUCUGUUGACAUGGACUUGACUUGUCUUCCUCCCGGCAACACGUCCCUGCAACAGACUGAUGCACCCAGUGCAGCUGAACAGCAGACAAUGAGCGUUUAUCUCAGAGUGAGGCCUUUCUCUAAAGAGGAGCUCUCUAACAAUGAGGAUCAGGCUUGUGUUGUGAUUGAAAACAGCCAGACGGUGACACUGAAUGCACCAAAAGGUUCUGCCACCAUGAAGAGCCGUGAGAAAGGAAUUGGCAUGUCACUCCACAAAUUUUAUUUUUCACAGAUUUUUGGGCCUGACACAACACAGGCUGAGCUGUUUGAGAACACAGUCAAAAGCCAAAUGAGUGAUUUCUUGGAUGGGAAGAACGCACUGAUAUUCACCUAUGGUGUAACCAAUGCUGGGAAAACCUUCACAAUCCAAGGAUCUCCAAAAGAGCCAGGGAUACUGCCUCGAGUGCUGGAAAGCACUUUUCAGUACAUUGGAGAACAUCAGUAUCGGGGAAUGGACCUGAAGCCCUACCUCAGGAAUGGUGUGCAGUCUCUGGAUUUUCACCAAGUAAAGCAGGAAAGAAUCACUAAAGCUGCCAUUUUUGCUUCAUUUAAAGAAGAGUGUGAUUCUCUCAGAGGCAGUAGUUGUCUAGAGUCUUGUUCGCCCAGCCAUCUUUCAUCCUCUUCUGCAUCUUCAACUCAAACGGUGCUGACCAGCAACCAGGCAGAAGCAAAUGACAGCCAGUUUGCCUUAUGGGUGGCUUUCUUUGAAAUCUACAAUGAGUAUGUGUACGAUCUUCUCCAGCCAUCUUUGUGCUCCAAAUCCAAGAAACGUGCCUGUCUCCGUGUAUGCGAUGAUGGAGCUGGAAAUGCUUAUGUUAAAGACCUCAUUUGGAUCAACAUUCAUAACCUGGGUGAAGCCUCCAAGCUGCUACACUUUGGGAAUAAAAACAGAAGUGCUGCAGCCACAAAGAUGAACCACUCAUCUAGCCGAAGCCACAGCAUAUUUACCAUGAAGUUACUGAGGAUCAAUGGAGGGACAGCUGAAAGGGUCUCUGAGUUCUCUCUCUGUGAUCUGGCCGGCUCAGAAAGAUGCAACAAAACAAAAACUUUUGGAGAGAGGCUUAAGGAGGCGGGUAACAUUAAUAAUUCCCUGCUUAUUUUGGGGAAGUGUAUCACUGCGCUCCGCAACAGUGGGCCUGACAGAACGAGGAGCAUCCCCUUCCGAGAAAGCAAGCUCACCAAGCUGUUCCAGGCUUUCUUCUGCGGGAAGGGAAGACCCUCCAUGAUUGUCAACAUUAACCAGUGUGCUUCCACCUAUGACGAGACUCUCCAUGUCAUGAAGUUCUCAGCUGUUGCCAAACAGGUGGUGCAGGUGAUUCCAGAUAAGGCUCUAGAAUCUCUGGCUCCUCGUCUCGUAGGUCAUGAUGGCAAGCCCCUGCUGAGCAACGGGGUGUUUGACAGCAACGUCCUGGAGAGUUACCUGUCUGAAGAUGAGCUGCUUGAUGAAGAAGAGGAGGCUGACAUGUCUUUGUUGCCACAGAGUGAACUUUUGAAUGUGGUUGAGAACUUAAGAACAAAGCUACUGGCUGAGCGAAGAAAAAACCUGCUGCAAGAAAUCGAAAUUCGCAAAGAAAUGGGAGACGCCAUGUUGCAGCAGCUGAUGGAAAGUGAAGAACUCCGCAAUCGUCAGAUCGAAGAGCUGAAGGAGAGCUACCGGGAUAAACUGGAAAACACAUUUGAGAUGUACAAGGAUGCUAUUAAAGAACAUGCUUAUCACAGCGCUAUGACCAAUCUGGAGGAUAACUAUGUACCGCUCGAUGAGUUCACUGCAGAACAGGAGAAAGUGGAGGCCCUCAGGCGUAAAGUGUCAGAGUUGGAGGCCUUGACUUCGAGGACGAGAUGAUCGAUACAGGUGCCUACACAGAGAGAAAUGUGCCAUAGAGCGGAUGUGUGAGGAUAAACAACAGCUAAUUUUGUCGCUGGAGAAAAGGCUGAUGGAGCUUAAUGAAACGCUACAGAAGGUCAGAGAUGGUUUUAUGGAGAAAUCAGCUGAUCUUGAGGCUCUGCAGAGGACUGCUGAUGAUCAGAAAAAAUCCAUGGAAGAGAUCCUACAGCAAAAUGUGGAAAAAGACAAGGAGAUUGUCUCGCUGAAGGCAGAAGUUGCCAAGCUCUCCCAGAAGUCCCCUGUGCAAGCAAAGACUAAGCGAGGCCUUCUCGCCAACAUCAGGGAGGCUGUCACAUCACCACGGAAGGGAACGUCUGCCCGAACACUGAGGAAAACGGGCAAGACUGUACACCAUUGAAAGCCCAGUUGUUGUACAACAACUGCACUCACCCGGUUAGUGCAUGAAAAUGUCCUCCUUUCAACUGAGGAAAAUUGCAUUUGGUUUUUAAGAACUUCCUUCGGAUUUGAAGAAAAUCCCCUGAAACUGAGAAUGAAAUGUGUAUUUUUGUGUGCGUGUCUUGUGCUAUAGGUUUUUUUUUUUUAAAUAAAAUAAAA
Messenger RNA from Haplochromis burtoni (Burton's mouthbrooder), 2714 nucleotides. RefSeq lists its product as uncharacterized. Gene Ontology annotation, molecular function: microtubule binding; ATP binding; microtubule motor activity. Lineage: Eukaryota; Metazoa; Chordata; Actinopteri; Cichliformes; Cichlidae. Gene Ontology annotation, cellular component: microtubule; kinesin complex; nucleus. The record is from RefSeq and is a predicted model, not a curated record. Gene Ontology annotation, biological process: microtubule-based movement.